This is a messenger RNA of Nothobranchius furzeri (turquoise killifish), 4167 nucleotides long. RefSeq names its product C-type lectin domain containing 16A (gene clec16a). The record is from RefSeq and is a predicted model, not a curated record. Gene Ontology annotation, cellular component: endolysosome membrane; late endosome. Gene Ontology annotation, biological process: regulation of autophagosome maturation; endosome to lysosome transport; endosomal transport. NCBI's taxonomy places the organism in Eukaryota, Metazoa, Chordata, Actinopteri, Cyprinodontiformes, Nothobranchiidae.
UAGCUGCCUCUACUCUGAUUGGCUGAAAAGCUGUCAGUACGCGUACGUAAGAAGUUACUGUCGCUUGAUUUAGUCGUCACUAUCAACGAAAAGAAAAUGUAGUUUUUAUUCACCCAUUUGUUGUUUGAUUUCGAGACUGUUUAAUGACGACGGAACAACAAUUCCCAGAAAACACCAAGAUACCAAAGAGCUGCUCACCUUUCUGCCGUAUCCGCCUGUCACCCACUGUAUGCUAAGAGGAUAUCGGUAUCGGCUAAAUAGGUGAUAUGGGUAAAUGCAGAUUAUAAAAUUAAAUUUUUUUUAGAACAGAUAUUUUCUCAAACCUACAACCAUGUUUGGUCGGUCGCGGAGUUGGGUUGGAGGACAAGGAAAAGCGAAAAACAUCCAUUCGUUGGACCAUUUGAAGUACAUGUACCACAUUCUGACCAAAAACACCACGGUGACAGACCACAACCGAAACUUGCUGGUCGAGACCAUCCGCACCAUCACGGAGAUCCUCAUCUGGGGCGACCAGAAUGACAGCUCAGUGUUUGACUUUUUCCUGGAGAAGAACAUGUUUGUCUUCUUCUUAAACAUCCUACGUCAGAAAUCUGGUCGCUACGUCUGUGUUCAGCUGCUUCAGACCCUCAACAUACUUUUUGAAAACAUCAGCCAUGAGACUUCUCUAUAUUAUCUGUUGUCAAACAACCACGUCAACUCCAUCAUCGUGCACAAAUUCGACUUCUCAGAUGAAGAGAUCAUGGCGUACUAUAUUUCCUUUCUCAAGACGCUGUCGCUCAAGCUGAACAACCACACGGUGCACUUUUUCUACAAUGAGCACACUAAUGACUUUGCCCUGUACACCGAAGCCAUUAAGUUUUUCAACCACCCAGAAAGCAUGGUCCGCAUCGCUGUCCGCACCAUCACGCUCAACGUCUACAAAGUGGACAACCAGCACAUGCUGCACUACAUCCGAGACAAGACGGCGGUGCCUUAUUUCAGUAACCUGGUCUGGUUUAUCGGCAGCCACGUCAUUGAGCUGGACAAGUGUGUGCAGACGGAUGAAGAGCAUAAGAACAGAGGGAAGCUGAGUGACCUGGUAGCCGAGCACCUCGACCAUCUCCACUACCUGAAUGACAUCCUCAUCAUCAACUGUGAGUUCCUGAACGACGUGUUGACCGACCACCUCCUCAAUCGCCUCUUUCUGCCCCUCUACGUCUACUCUCUGGUUAGUCCUGAGACGUCUGAAGAGCGGAAGAUCAGCCCUCAGGUUUCCCUGUACCUGCUGUCUCAAGUGUUUCUCAUCAUCCACUACCAGCCUCUGGUCAACGCCCUGGCAGAUGUCAUCCUGAACGGAGAUCUGUCUGCCUUCAGCUCCCAGACAGACGUACACAGCACCCACAAAAACAUGCAGGUCAGUGCAGGAGGAGUGCGCCGGUUCAGCAAACCGCCCGAGUCUCUGGAGCGAUCCCUGGAGUUGUCCCGGCACCGGGGCCGAAAGAGAACACAGAAAAGGCCCAACUACAAGAACCUGGGCGAGGAGGAUGACGAAAGAGCGGGCGAAGGUGGCAGCAGUGGUGGAGGAGAGCUGGAGGAGGGCUGGGAUGAUGAGAACAUCAUCAGAGGCGGAGAGAGGGAGAAGGGAAAAGGUACAGAGGGAAUAGGAGGAGGCAGUGGGAGCUCUAAGGGAAGCAGAGCGAGUGGGGAGAUGGCGGAAGAGAUCGAAAUGGUGGUGAUGGACAAAUCGAAGGUAUCAGAUCUGACAGAACAGAACAUCACAGAUGAGGAGAAGACUGCUGCUGCCACACGAACACACACACAGAGGAGCAGGCCCUUCUUGGACAUGGUGUACAGUGCUCUGGACUGCACCAGCGAUGACUACCACGCCCUGUUUGUCCUCUGCCUGCUUUACGCCGUCUCUCACAGCAGAGGUGUGAACCGUGAUCUUCUGGAGCGUCUGCAGUUGCCGGUUCCAGGCCAGGAGAGGAGCUCCUACAGCGUGGUGCUUGUAGAACGACUGAUCAGAAUAAUGAACCAGGCAGCACAGCCAGAUGGUAAGGUACGCCUGGCUACGCUCGAACUGAGCUGCCUCUUACUGAAGCAGUCCGUGUUGUCUGGGACCCGCUGCAUCAUUAAAGAUGUACAUCUGGCGUGUUUAGAGGGUGCUCGGGAAGAAAGUCUGCAUUUACUCCGGACGUUCUACAAGGGGGAAGAAAUCUUCCUGGACAUGUUUGAAGACGAAUACAGAAGCAUGACGAGUAAACCCCUGAAUGUUGAAUAUCUAAUGAUGGAUGCAUCAAUCCUACUGCCGCCCACCGGUACCCCCCUGACUGGCAUUGACUUUGUUAAAAGAUUACCUUGUGGAGAUGUGGAGAAGACUCGACGGGCAAUUCGAGUGUUCUUCAUGCUGAGGGCUUUGUCACUUCAACUUCAAGGAGAACCUGAGACUCAGCUCCCUCUAACCAGACCUGAAGACCUGAUCAAGAUGGAUGAUGUCUUAGACCUCAACAACAGUGACCUUAUAGCCUGCAUGGUGGUCAGCAAAGAUGGCAGCCAGGCCCAGAGGUUCCUCGCCGUCGACGUCUACCAGAUGAGUCUGGUUGAACCAGAAACCAAACGCCUCGGAUGGGGGGUAGUCAAGUUUGCUGGACUUUUGCAAGACAUGCAGGUGUCCGGUGUGGAGGACGACAGCAGAGCUUUGAAUAUCAUUAUCCACAAACCCAGCUCCAACCCUCACGCCAAGCCUUUGCCCAUUCUGCAGGCCAACUUCAUCUUCGCCGACCACAUCCGCUGCAUCAUCGCCAAGCAGAGGCUGGCCAAAGGCCGCAUUCAGGCCCGCCGCAUGAAGAUGCAGAGGAUUGCAGCCCUGUUGGACCUGCCGGUGCAGCCCGGUGCUACAGAGGUGUUGGGCUUUGGUCAGACGGCCAACGCUUUGCCCAGCGGCCUCCCGUUCAGAUUCUACGAGCAGUCCAGACGGGCGCCCAACGACCCGACGGCCAACAGAUCUGUGUUUGCUUCCGUCGACAAAGUUCCAGGUUUUGCUGUGGCCCACUGUAUACCACAACACAGUCCCUCACCCCUCUCCUCCCCUUCGCCUCCCUCCAGUGGGAGUGGAAGCACGGGAAGAUGUGACUCUGUUACUGCAAGCACCAUUUCAGCUCAGAGCCCUGCAGAUGAUUCUGCCUUUUUGGAGCGCACCCCAUCCUCCUCCUCAGGUGGAGAAGGUGAAGGGGGAGGAGAAGCAUCACAAGCUCCCUCCACCCCGGCCCCAGCUCCAGCCCUGGCACCGAGCCUCACUCCGGCCUCCCAGCCCACCAUCUCCCUCCUCACAGAUAACCUGAGCGUGGAGUCGCUCACGCUGCUGCCCCCCGCCGACUCCCCCCACCUGCAUCCGUGUGCUGCUGCUCUCUCUCUUCAGAGACCAGACGCCUCUGUUUUAGAAGAGGAGGACGCGUCUCCGACGGACGAGACGGAUAUCACAGUAAAAGAUGAAACUACUGAAACGACUGAGUUGGUCACGCCCACUGAUGAAGGAGGUGAGGAUGCUCCGGUAAAUGGAGACAGCACGGCGGAGCGGGAGGAGAAGGAAAAUGUAGAGGUCCAGUCUGAAACACCAGAGUCGCCUGAGCUGGAUUGAAGUGACCUGUAACCAUGGUAACAAUGGCUACAGUAUGCUUUCAUGCUGAGGUUGACGUGUGUGGUGUAAAAGGCCUGAAGAGGAUCUCAUCUGUUUGUUUGCACAUAAAGAAAAACACUUUUCACCACCAGAGGUGGACUCUGGUGGAACCGCAGCCGAGAUCAAAGCACAUUAGGUUUUCUGACCAGUGGCUCCACUUUUUAUCCCGCGUGUAUCGAGGCGUGUAACCAGCAACGUUUUCUACUCGUUCUGACCCACCUGCCUCCAACACACACACACACAUGCUAACAAGUCCUUUCUUUUUUGUCUUUGCUGUUCCCACUAUUGUGCUGCAGUUUGUAUGCUAAACACACACACACACACACACACACACACACACACACACACACACACACACACACACACACACAGUUUAUAGUUUAGUCCCCAAAGGCAUCUUUCAUUGUACAUUUUUGCAUCUGAAUGAAAUGACAGAGGUGUGUAAAGGCAGCUCUUUGAAUGUACCUGUGUGCGUGUGCGUGUGUGCGUGUGUGUGUGUGUGUGUGUGUGUG